GCCUCGAGGUAGACUUAUGGUUGACGUGGUUCCUUUCAUCCUGUCGGUUCCAGUAAUUCGCCUGUCGAGAUUGCCCGUGCCAGUCGGCCACAUCGCUCCUUUCACCUUCGCCCGCUCGUUCUCCCCAGAAAGUUCGCCCUGGAUGUCAAUUUCCACUCCUUUCCCUCGUUCCUAGGACCUGUAGGAGACAGUCGUCCAUAUAGCCCCUGAUGGCGGUGGUUCAGUUCGGGAACGAUGGUGAAGCAAACGUCUCGAAGCCGGUCCGCCGAAUGCGAUGGGCAACACAGCGACAUGCGGGUUCCAGAGGAAUUAAGAAGCGGGUGUCCAUCAUAGAUAGAUUUCAUCGCAGACUGAACUCUAAGGAAGAGAAGCGCAAAUCCGCUGCAAAUGGUUUGCCCAACGGCAGGCACUCUCCGACAGGAAGCGAGUCGGAAGAGGGCCAGCGGAGGAUAUACUUCAACACACCGAUACCGCCGGAAGAUAGGGACGAAGACGGCAAUCUAGUGGCCGAUUAUGCUAGGAACAAAAUCAGAACUGCAAAGUACACGCCCCUAACUUUUAUUCCUAAGAACUUAUGGUUUCAGUUCCACAAUAUCGCCAAUGUUUACUUUCUGUUCAUUAUCAUCCUCAGUUUUUUUCCGAUUUUCGGUGCUUCGAAUCCGGGGCUGGGUGCUGUUCCCCUAAUUGCUAUCUUAACAAUCACUGGCAUCAAAGACGCGAUCGAAGACUGGCGUCGAACCGUUUUGGACAAUGAGUUAAACAAUUCGCCAAUCCAUCGGUUGCUGGAUUGGAAUAAUGUGAAUUCUACUGAGGACAAUAUCUCCCUCUGGCGUCGAAUAAAGAAAGCGUCCACCAGGGGCGUAAAACGAACGUGGAAGUCCAUUAAACGCUUGCGACAUGGCGAGCCUCACGAACCCGUUGACGAGACGCCCGACAGGCGUGGUUCUAUCGCGACCACACGGCGAGGUUCCGUAUAUUCAAUCAGGACUUCUUUCCAAUCCACGCGUGCUGAAGAGGCCGACGAUGGGAUACCAAUGACGCCCAUUCAGUCGCCUUCUUUGAAUAGGCGACAGACUCAAUCAAGCGCAUGGGGUUCAGAAGAAACUACUCAACUCGAGGACGAGUCUUCGUUGCCUCUCUCAAGUGGAAAUCCAUCGUUAGCUACGCAUCUCGCCCCCGAAUCCUUGGGUUUCGAGGGUAUACCCAUCGCCCCUAAAAGCUACGGCAGUGUCUUGGACAAAACAAAACAGACCCCGGGGACGGCUAGGUUUGCGCGAGACUAUUGGAAGAAUGUCCAGGUUGGAGAUUUUGUCCGUAUCUAUAACGAGGAGCAAAUUCCUGCUGAUGUUGUUAUCCUGUCUACCUCCGAUCCCGAUGGUGCUUGUUACGUGGAGACAAAGAAUCUGGAUGGCGAGACAAAUCUUAAAGUUAGACAGGCUCUUCAUUGUGGGCGCGCCGUCAAACAUGCAAGGGACUGCGAAAAGGCUACUUUCGUCAUCGAGAGCGAGUUGCCACAUGCCAACCUCUACCAAUAUAAUGGUGCCGUUAAAUGGAAUCAACGCAACCCGAAAGACCCUGAUGCACCGGUGAAGGAAAUGGUCGAACCUAUCACCAUUAACAACAUGCUUCUUCGUGGCUGCAGCUUGCGAAAUACUGAAUGGGUUCUCGGUGUGGUUGUCUUCACCGGUUUACAAACUAAAAUCAUGCUCAAUUCUGGCGAGACACCACGAAAACGUGCCAGGUUAGCGAAGGACCUCAAUUGGAACGUCAUAUACAAUUUCAUUCUCUUGUUUUUCAUGUGCCUUGUCGCCGGCAUUGUCCAAGGGGUGACCUGGGCUCGUGGUAAUAAUUCACUGGACUGGUUUGAAUUCGGUUCUUACGGAGGUUCACCGUCCGUCGAUGGUUUCAUCACAUUCUGGGCAGGUGUCAUUCUAUUUCAGAACCUUGUCCCAAUUUCCCUUUAUAUCUCUCUCGAAAUUGUGAGAACUAUCCAGGCCAUCUUUAUCCACAGUGACAAUUUUAUGUUCUACGAAAAGCUACAGUAUCCAUGCACGCCAAAGUCGUGGAACAUAUCCGACGAUCUUGGCCAGAUCGAGUACAUAUUUUCGGACAAAACGGGCACUUUAACCCAGAACGUCAUGGAAUUCAGAAAGUGUACAAUCAACGGCGUUUCUUAUGGAGAAGCCUACACUGAAGCACAAGCUGGCAUGCAACGGCGGGAGGGAAUCGACGUAGAAGAAGUAUCUAGAAAGGCUAAAGAAAACAUCGCCAAAUCGCGGGUGUUGAUGGUUCAGCAGCUUCGGUCCAUCCACGACAAUCCCUAUCUCCAUGAUGAUAACCUUACUUUUGUAUCACCGGAUUUUGUUUCUGACCUUUCUGGUGAGUCCGGAGAUGAACAACGAAAAGCUAAUGAGCACUUCAUGCUAGCUCUAGCUUUGUGUCAUACCGUCAUCACGGAGCGAACGCCUGGUGAUCCUCCCAAAAUUGAUUUCAAAGCUCAGUCACCAGAUGAGGCAGCCUUGGUUGCUACAGCCCGCGAUUGCGGUUUCACCGUUCUUGGGCGAUCCGGUGAUGAUAUCAAGGUGAAUGUUAUGGGUGAAGAACGCUCCUAUACUGUCCUUAAUACCCUGGAAUUCAAUUCUUCCAGGAAAAGAAUGAGCGCUAUUGUGCGAAUGCCUGAUGGGAAGAUUAGAUUGUUUUGUAAAGGCGCAGACAGUAUAAUCUAUUCACGAUUGGCUCGUGGUGAGCAGCAAGAACUUAGAAAAAAGACGGCAGAACACCUGGAGAUAUUUGCAAGAGAAGGGCUACGGACGCUUUGCAUUGCUGACCGUGUCCUCAGCGAAGAGGAGUACCAGACUUGGAAUAAAGCACAUGAGCUUGCAGCCGCCGCAUUAGUAGAUCGUGAUGCGAAGCUCGAAGAAGUUUCCUCCGCCAUUGAGCGAGAGCUCACGCUGCUUGGCGGCACUGCUAUUGAGGAUAGGCUUCAGGAAGGGGUGCCCGAUACUAUCGCUCUGUUGGCCACUGCUGGAAUCAAGCUCUGGGUCUUAACAGGAGAUAAAGUGGAAACCGCAAUCAACAUUGGCUUUUCAUGCAAUCUAUUGACGAAUGAGAUGGAGUUGAUCAUCUUCAAUAUCGAUAGCGACGACCCGAGUUCCGCGUCGAAAGAGCUGGACAGUCAUUUGGCUGAUUUUGGCCUCACUGGGUCAGAUGAAGAACUUGCUGCGGCUCGGGAAAAUCACGAACCACCAGACCCAACCCACGCUGUGGUUGUUGACGGUGACACCCUGAAACUCAUGCUGGGACCUGAGCUGAAACAAAAAUUCCUUUUGUUGUGCAAACAGUGCAGGGCUGUUCUUUGUUGUCGAGUCAGUCCUGGCCAGAAGGCUAGCGUCGUUCAGAUGGUCAAGGAAGGCCUGAACGUGAUGGCUCUCUCUAUUGGUGACGGGGCCAACGAUGUUGCGAUGAUCCAAGAAGCAGACGUUGGCGUAGGUAUUGCGGGUGAAGAGGGUCGACAAGCUGUUAUGUCGUCCGACUAUGCUAUUGGACAAUUCCGAUUCCUACAGAGGUUGGUUCUAGUUCAUGGAAGAUGGUCUUAUCGCCGCUUGGGUGAAACGAUUGCCAACUUUUUCUACAAGAACCUUGUGUGGACAUUCGCUCUCUUUUGGUACUGCAUAUACAACAAUUUCGAUUUGUCCUACCUCUUCGAUUACACUUAUAUCAUCUUAGUCAACUUGGCCUUUACAUCUCUGCCUGUGAUUUUGAUGGGUGUUCUUGACCAAGAUGUGGAUGAUAAGGUGUCCUUGGCUGUUCCGCAGCUCUACAAGAGAGGUAUUGAACGUAAAGAAUGGACUCAACGCAAAUUCUGGCUGUAUAUGCUCGAUGGCUUCUAUCAGUCGGUUAUAUGCUUUUAUAUGACAUACCUACUUUACCAGCCGGCUCAAAACGUGACAGAAAACGGUUUAGAUCUUAAUGACCGCAUGCGAAUGGGAAUUUUUGUUGGCUGUAGUGCUGUGGUUGCCAGCAACGUCUAUAUUUUACUCAACACUUACCGUUGGGAUUGGCUUACCGUUUUAAUUAACGCCAUAAGCUCACUCCUCAUUUGGUUUUGGACCGGUGUCUACUCAUCGGUUCUUGCCUCUGGGCAAUUUUACAAGUCUGGAGCUGAAGUUUUUGGGAGCCUUUCUUUCUGGGCUUUGACAUUACUGACGGUGACGAUAUGUCUGGCGCCAAGAUUUGCGAUCAAAUCCUUCCAGAAGAUAUACUUCCCGCGUGACGUGGAUAUUAUUCGUGAACAGGUGAUAAUGGGCCGUUUCAAACAUCUCGAGAACUUCGAGGCCUAUGUUCCUCCUACGGCUAGAGCUCCCUCAUUCCCAGAUUCAGAUCUAGGUAAACCGGUUGAGGUGACACCGAACAAAGGAACCACAGAUAUACCUGAAGACGAGCGACCUAUCUAUCCUCCGUCGGUAGCGCCUACAGCACACACACACAACCCACGUAGUCAAAAUGGCAGCGAUGGCACUGGGUAUACGGCAAGCCUCGACUUCAGACAUCAACCUCAGCAUUCACUUGAUCGUAACACACGGCAGUCGCUGGAUUUCCGACAUUAUCCACGGCAUUCGAUCGAUAGAACACGACAAUCAUUUGAACAAGGCCGGUCCUCGAUGGAACGAGCUCGAUCUAGCUUUGAAGCGAGCAAUGACUUCACGUCGGCUGCAAUGCUAGCACGUAUGGAAUCUACCCAUGGCAGAUAUGAUCGCCAAGGGCACAAGUCGAUACCCGAACAUUGAAACUCGUCGCUCUUACAUUCUGUACCCACUCUUACUACUUUGUCUGUGAUUCACGAUCUUUGCUGCGACCAUUUAAUUGUGUUGGGUUUCCCCCAACUCUUCCUUCACCACAUAUUCCGUUUUUGUGUUUACGCGCCCUCGAGAUAUCUAUGAGCUACAUGUGCCAUUUUCCUUGCUUUCUACCUCCUAACGAGGACCCUUUUCCAUCCAAUUUUUUCUCUUUUUCUUUUCUAUUAAUCGUGUAAUCAUUAGAGGCGUUCUGUGACUCGUUUCGUUUUACUUGUCGAGCUGUGUCUGGUGUCUUUUCCCGAUCCCUGGAUUUUCCACAAAAUAUUGAGCCUCAGAUUCUUGUCCUUUUUUCCCCCUUUCCUGAAAAGAACAGUUGGGCAUGGAUGGACAGCCAAUUUUCUGCCCAUGGUAUAUAUGUUAUUAUUAAUUGUUUUCCCUAUUUUGACGAACCAUGGUGUAUAAAAUUUUCCUCAUCGACUGCGGAUUGCUUUGUCUACUUUUCCAUACCCUUCCAUGGUUUCUUACUUCAAUCCGCUCCUUCAAGGAUGUCAUUUUCAUUUCACUUUGCAUACCCCUUGUCUCUAUGUAGUCCUUUCUUCCUUGGGAUUGGCCAUUUCUUUUUCUUGUUGCUGGGAAUGAUAUUUUGUGGCUUGGCUUGUUAACAGGAGGACAUGCAUAUACAAUUUUAAGUGAAGCUUUUUUCUCCGUA
This is a messenger RNA of Coccidioides immitis RS, 5505 nucleotides long. RefSeq names its product phospholipid-translocating P-type ATPase, flippase. Bases 210 to 4787 code for a protein of 1525 amino acids. Gene Ontology annotation, cellular component: plasma membrane. NCBI's taxonomy places the organism in Eukaryota, Fungi, Ascomycota, Eurotiomycetes, Onygenales, Onygenaceae. Gene Ontology annotation, biological process: phospholipid translocation. The record is from RefSeq and is a predicted model, not a curated record. Gene Ontology annotation, molecular function: ATP hydrolysis activity; magnesium ion binding; ATP binding. The transcript is spliced from 4 exons.